Penicillium diatomitis is the source of this 2580-nucleotide messenger RNA. Its product is annotated as M28 family metallopeptidase. NCBI's taxonomy places the organism in Eukaryota, Fungi, Ascomycota, Eurotiomycetes, Eurotiales, Aspergillaceae. The coding region runs from base 1 to 2580 and encodes 859 amino acids. The transcript has 2 exons. Gene Ontology annotation, molecular function: carboxypeptidase activity. The record is from RefSeq and is a predicted model, not a curated record.
AUGGGCGACGAUAAGUUCGAAUACAAAUCGCUUCCGAUUCCCACCUACGAGGAGGCCACCGCACAGGCAUCUUCAUCACGGUCAGAUCUGGGCGAUGGUACCGAUGUCGAGCGACAGGGACUACUCGGUCGGCAGGCCUCCAACUAUAAUCCCCCGACGGUAGAGUCUGAACGGGGCAGUCUCGAUGGCCUGGCCUCAUCCGCCUCGGGGUCAACCCGAGGCUCAACAGAUGAGCUACGCAGGGAACUGGAUCAGAUGGAUGUAGAUGAUUCAGGACAAGGCUCGUCCACCGGGGCUCGUCCACGCUUUCGGCACCACCUGUCAAAGCGCUUAUCUAGUCUGACUCGCACGCUGUCCGCAAUGCAACGACCAUUACGGAGAUAUCUACCGCCGAUGCCCAGAUUGCGCUUCACCAUCAAUUUACAAGAAACGGGAUCGCACUUCAAGGACCGCGGCUGUUUGAUGGUUCUGCGGAUGUUUGCCCUGCUGCUCGUCGUGGCCCUGGUGUACGUCUUCUUCAUUGGGGAUGUCUUCAACCUGAACAAUCGCAUGGUGAUUGGCCAGACAUACAGCGCCUCCUCGGUGGAGAACUUCAUUCAGUCACAUAUCAACGAAACGAACAUUGCCGAAAACUUGAGGUUAGUCGCAGGGAAUACUCGAGUGGCUGGAACGGAGGGAAGCUUUGUGCUUGCCGAAUGGAUCGAGCAUGAGUUUCACAAGGCUGCAUUCGACAAGGUCGAACGUGAGGAAUUCCAAGUCUACCUCAACUAUCCACGGGAAGGUGGGAGGAGGAUAGCUAUUGUGGACCCUCCCAACCUGGCCUGGGAGGCUGCCCUUGAAGAGAAAGAUGCGCAAUAUCCGGCGUUCCAUGGCCACUCCAAGUCCGGGAACGUCACUGGGCCCCUCAUUUACGCCAACUUUGGCUCGCGUGAAGACUUUCAACUUCUGGCUGAGAAGGGCAUCUCCGUCGUUGGCUCGAUUGCCCUGGUCCGAUAUUACGGAUCGGAAGGCGAUCGUGCGUUGAAGGUCAAAGCGGCCGAACUGGCCGGGGCAGCGGGCUGCAUCAUCUACUCUGAUCCCGCUCAGGAUGGCUUCGUGCAGGGACCGGAAUAUCCCGAGGGUCGAUUUAUGCCGGCAGACGGAGUCCAAAGGGGCGGCGUGAGCCUGAUGUCCCAUAUUGUGGGCGACGUACUCUCCCCAGGAUUCGCCUCCACACCGGGUGAGAAGAAGCGGCUCUCGCCAGAGGACAGUCCCGCGUUAGUGCAGAUUCCCAGUCUGCCCAUUGCCUGGCGCGAUGCACAGCGCCUCUUGCAGGUCAUUCAAGGCCAUGGAUUCAAAGCGCCAAACGGAUGGAUUGGCAGUGUUCCCCAGAUUCCAGAGUGGUGGACCGGUGACCAACGUUCGCCGACGGUCCAGUUGAUGAAUCUACAAGAUGAGGUCGAGCGCCGGCCCAUCUACAACGUUCACGGUACCAUUUUGGGGCUCGAGGAACGCGAUAAGAAAAUCAUUGUCGGCAAUCACCGCGAUGCCUGGUGUCUCGGUAGCGUCGACCCGGGAAGUGGCACGGCAGUAUUCAUGGAACUCAUUCGAGUCUUUGGAGAGCUGCUCACCUAUGGGUGGCGGCCGCUUCGGACCAUCGAGUUUGUCAGUUGGGAUGGAGAAGAAUACAACUUGAUCGGAUCCACCGAGCAUGUGGAAAAGGAGGUGGAGGACCUUCGUAAAAAUGGGUACGCAUAUCUCAACGUCGAUGUCGGUGUCUCGGGUCCCAAUUUCCGCGCAUCGGGAUCGCCGGUGUUUGAGCGAUCCGUUCACCAGAUUCUGGGCCGACUCUCCGACCCUUUCGCCAACCAGACUCUCAAAGAGAUCUGGGACCGCAAGGGCCAGCGACUUGCGCCACUUGGUGCGGGUAGUGACUACGUGGCUUUCCAGGACAUCGCUGGCACCUCCAGUAUCGACUUUGGCUUUGAAGGCGAGGCCUACCCCUACCAUAGUUGCUACGAAAACUACGACUGGAUGGAAAAGUUUGGUGACCCGGGUUUCGUUUACCACAAAAUCCUCGCUCAGUUCUGGGCCCUCCUGCUUCUGGAUGUGUCGGAGAAUCCCAUGUUGCCUUUUGACAUGGAAGCGUAUGGCAAAGCCGUCACUGGGUGGGUCAAAGAUUUGGACUCCUUCGCCAGCGAGAAAAAAGCCGAGGUCGACCUGCAAGUACUGUACAACGCCGCGGCGGAGUUGGAAGCCAAUACGGCCCGAUUCCAAUCCUGGAAUAAUGUCUGGCACGACACGGUCUGGGGCUCGGGUGGAUACGAAAGCAACGUGAUGGCGAUCCAACGGGUCAAACACAAUAUACGCAUGGCUCAAUUUGAUACAAAUCUUUUGGAUUUGGCCGCGGACGGUGGUAUUCCCAACCGCACACAAUUUCGGCAUGUUAUCUUUGGACCGGAGCUUUGGUCGGGUUACGAUGCCUCCAUUUUCCCUGCGAUCCGCGACACGAUUCGCAUGGGCAACUGGUCUCUUGCCCAGCAUUGGAUCGACAGAGUCGCCAACACGAUCCACACCGCUAGCGACAAACUACUGAACUAG